AUGAGACAAAUCAAGAUAUUGGACAUAGAAUGCACAGAACAGAGUUUUGAGGCACCAGGCCCCCUGAAGCAACCAAAACCCGAGACUCAGGAAAAUGAAGAAAAGCCAACUGAGGACUGUAAUCCUCGAGGUACUGCAGGAACAUCAAAAGAAACACAUCCAAAGGAAAUCAGUAAAGACCUGAUUGAAUACUCAUUAGCACCUGAGGUUUCUGAAAAAGAGACCAGGGACGAAAUAUCAAAGGAAGCAGAGUCAACAAGUAGAGCAGUAGCAGAAGGAACAAGCUUACAGGAGACUAGAGAGAACAAAAUGCAGCCAGAGAGUCCUGACGAGGCUUUUGCAGAGAAAGAUGUGGAAACAACUCAAUUACAUGAGAGUAUGUCAGAUGAUGCAUAUAUCAUAAAUGAAGCAGCAGAAUCAUCUGAAUUGGGUGAGAAUAAGAGCAAGGAGAACCCAACAUUGGUGACAUAUGGAGCAGAUGAAGCUGGAGGAAAUACAGCAUCUGAAGUGCAUAAGGAAACCCAGGACACGUUAUCAAAAAAUGGGAGUCAAAGAGAGGUUUCAACUAUUGACACGUGCUUAAAUGACAUAGUAGAACAAAACCUUAAAGAAGUUUCUGCACUGUCAGCAAAGGAACAUAAUCCCAUCACAUACGAAGCAAGUGAGACAAAAGAGGAUACUUCAGAGAAAGUUAUCUAUACUACACAUUCUCCUUUAGCUGUAGAGGCAGCAGAAGAGAAGUUACUGCUAAAAGAAGAGUUCGUGAAUCCAAGAGAUGAUCCUAAUAUGGGACCUAUAGAUGUAGAAAACGAAAGUGAAAACAACAAAGUUUGUGAUCAAAAUCAAGAUCUGCUCAUGACUCCUGCAUCAAACACUGAAGGUAUCUCUGAAUCACAAGCUGUACUUUCAGGUCACAUAAAUUUCAGUGAAGUGGAUAAAUGCAGUGAGACUCACAAACUGGAGAAUUUAGAAGAUGAGAAGUCACUGAAUACAGGAGUACAAAAGGUUUCUGAAGAUGAAAAUCCAGUCAAUAAGGCAUCUGCUUGUGAUGAAGAUACUGGAAAAGCUAUCCUUGGACAGGAGAAUUCUGCUAGAAAUUACGAAAGCAGCACAACGGAGGGUGUUGACAACGAAAAGGCAACGGCAGAAUUGGAUGCAGGAGGUCAUAGCCAAGGAAUUGUGGAUGCUGAAACACAAAGUACAACCACUAUCACAGAUGAGAAUCUUGAACCAGUUGAACCUUUUGAAAAGCAUAGGUUUGCCUCUAUACCAGUGGCUGAAGAUCAUAGUAAAGAAACAAUCCCUGAAACCAACAAUCUCAUGAUUGAGGAAGACAGCAACACUGUCAAGGAUCAGAAUUUCGGAUCUAUUGAAGAAAAACCAAUUGGACAAGCUUUUGAAGAAGACCAAAGCGGGAAGGAUACAGUGAAGGAUGUGAUUUUUGUUGAAGAGGUGGCAGCAGGGGAAGUUCACGCUGAUGAAAGCAAAAGCAUCAAAGAACAGCUCAACGAGGAAGAGUCUUGCACAACAGAACUUCAAAUUCCGUCAACAGAAGAUCAGAUAGUUAAUGAGGUAACAGACCCAAAUCAAGUACCCAGUGAGCAUCUUGAAGCAAAAGAUUCCAAUGACAAUACAGUAACUGUGGAAUCAGAGACUUUUGAAUAUCUAACUAGCAAGUCAGAAGUGCACGAAGAGGAAACUAAGAAAGGCAUUGAGAAGUCUGUCAACGCCACAAACUCAGUAACUGAAGAGUCUGUAGAAAAGAUAAAAGAAGAAAACACAGAAGCAGCAGACAAUUGUGAAUCAAAGAUAGAUACAUCACGAGCAACAUUGACAACAGAUGAAACAAGCUUGGAGGAAGUUCCAGUAGAUGACAAGUGUGUGAGGGCCAGCUUCGAUAGUACUACAGAUGACAAGAGUUUAGCAAUGACAACAGUAAAUGCUAACCCACAUGGUGAAAUUGGAAGUGUGAAGUUGGAAGAAACCUCUGGGUUGGUGUCUCAAAUACCAAAAAAUGAAUAUGAGAUUGCAGAGAAAGAGAGUGUGAUGGAAGAAAAUCUGGCUGAAGUCGAAGUUGAAGAAACCAAAACUUCUGAUGCAACAUCUGAGUCCAUAGAGAAGGAUGUUGAAGAGAUUCAUGAAACAAGGAAAAGCCCGACCAUGGAAAACAUCAAAGAACAGCUCAUCGAGAAAGAGAGUUGCACAUUGGAACUUCAAAGAACAUCCGGGGCAAAUAACACCAUUAACGAGGUAAAAAACUCAGAUCAAGUACCAGCUGAGAAUCUUGAAGCAACAUGUCCCAGUGAUAACAUAGAAACAAAGAAAGUAAUGACUGGACAAGAUUUCAAUUGUGAGUCAGAAGCAUCUUCCACUACAAAUGCAAGAGGGCAAGAAAAUAUAAAAGAAGAAAGCCCAGACACAGCAGAUAAUUGUGAUGAUGGAAUAAAUACUGCACCUAUAACAUUGGCAAGAGAAGAAACAAGCUUAGAGGAAGUUCAGCUAGAUGACAAGCUUGUAAGGGCCCUCGAUACUACUUCAGAUGAUAUGAGUCUACCACAGAGAACAACAGAUGCUAACCCACAUGGUGAAGUAGCUGAAAGUGUGAAGCUUGAAGAAACCGCUGCCCUGGUGUCUCAACUACCUGCUACUGAAUGUGAGAUAGAAGACAAAAAAAUUGUGAUAGAAGAAACUCCAGAUGCAGUUGAAUUUGAGGCAACCAUAACUUCUGAUGCAGUAUCUGAGCCCAAAGAGAAGGAUGUCAAAGAACUCCAUGAAAUGGGGAGAAGUCUAACCGUCGAAGACAUCAAAAAAAAACUCACCAAGGAAGAGAGUUGUGCAACGGAGCUUCAAAAGAUAUUAGCAGCGGAUGAAACACUUACCGAGAUAAAAGACACAGAUGACAUGCCCAUUGAGAAUCUUGAAGAAAUAUAUCCCAAUGAUAAUAUAGAAACAGAGAAGGCAGGAGAUCUCAAUUGUGAGUCACAAGCACUUUCCACUGAAAAAGCACAGGAAGAAGAAACUAAGCAAACUGUUGAGAAGCCUGUUGACGUCACAAGCUCAGUAGCUGAAGAGUUCAAAGAAAAGAUAAAAGAAGAAAUCACAAAAGCAGCAGAUAAUUGUGACGAUAGAACAAAUACUGCACCAAUAACAUUGGAAAGAGAAGAAACAAGCUUAGAGGAAGUUCAGCUAGAUGACAAGCUUGUAAGGGCCCUCGAUACUACUUCAGAUGAUAUGAGUCUACCACAGAGAACAACAGAUGCUAACCCACAUGGUGAAGUAGCUGAAAGUGUGAAGCUUGAAGAAACCGCUGCCCUGGUGUCUCAACUACCUGCUACUGAAUGUGAGAUAGAAGACAAAAAAAUUGUGAUAGAAGAAACUCCAGAUGCAGUUGAAUUUGAGGCAACCAUAACUUCUGAUGCAGUAUCUGAGCCCAAAGAGAAGGAUGUCAAAGAACUCCAUGAAAUUGGGAGAAGUCUAACCGUCGAAGACAUCAAAGAAAAACUCACCAAGGAAGAGAGUUGUGCAACGGAGCUUCAAAAGAUAUUAGCAGCGGAUGAAACACUUACCGAGAUAAAAGACACAGAUGACAUGCCCAUUGAGAAUCUUGAAGAAAUAUAUCCCAAUGAUAAUAUAGAAACAGAGAAGGCAGGAGAUCUCAAUUGUGAGUCACAAGCACUUUCCACUGAAAAAGCACAGGAAGAAGAAACUAAGCAAACUGUUGAGAAGCCUGUUGACGUCACAAGCUCAGUAGCUGAAGAGUUCAAAGAAAAGAUAAAAGAAGAAAUCACAAAAGCAGCAGAUAAUUGUGACGAUAGAACAAAUACUGCACCAAUAACAUUGGAAAGAGAAGAAACAAGCUUAGAGGAAGUUCAGCUAGAUGACAAGCUUGUAAGGGCCCUCGAUACUACUUCAGAUGAUAUGAGUCUACCACAGAGAACAACAGAUGCUAACCCACAUGAUGAAGUAGCUGAAAGUGUGAAGCUUGAAGAAACCGCUGCCCUGGUGUCUCAACUAACUGCUACUGAAUGUGAGAUAGAAGACAAAAAAAUUGUGAUAGAAGAAACUCCAGAUGCAGUUGAAUUUGAGGCAACCAUAACUUCUGAUGCAGUAUCUGAGCCCAAAGAGAAGGAUGUCAAAGAACUCCAUGAAAUUGGGAGAAGUCUAACCGUCGAAGACAUCAAAGAAAAACUCACCAAGGAAGAGAGUUGCGCAACGGAGCUUCAAAAGAUAUUAACAGCGGAUGAAACACUUACCGAGGUAAAAGACACAGAUGACAUGCCCAUUGAGAAUCUUGAAGCAAUAUAUCCCAAUGAUAAUAUAGAAACAGAGAAGGCAGGAGAUCUCAAUUGUGAGUCACAAGCACUUUCCACUGAAAAAGCACAGGAAGAAGAAACUAAGCAAACUGUUGAGAAGCCUGUUGACGUCACAAGCUCAGUAGCUGAAGAGUUCAAAGAAAAGAUAAAAGAAGAAAUCACAAAAGCAGCAGAUAAUUGUGACGAUAGAACAAAUACUGCACCAAUAACAUUGGAAAGAGAAGAAACAAGCUUAGAGGAAGUUCAGCUAGAUGACAAGCUUGUAAGGUCCCACGGUACUACUUCAGAUGAUAUGAGUCUACCACAGAGAACAACAGAUGCUAAGCCACAUGAUGAAGUAGCUGAAAGUGUGAAGCUUGAAGAAACUGCUGCCCAGGUGUCUCAACUACCUGCUACUGAAUGUGAGAUAGCAAAAACUCCAGAUGCAGUUGAAUUUGAGGCAGCCAUAUCUUCUGAUGCAGUAUCUGAGCCCAAAGAGAAGGAUGUAGAAGAGCUCCAUGAAAUUAGGAAAAGUCUAACCAUGGAAGACAUCAAAGAAAAACUCACCAAGGAAGAGAGUUGCACAACGGAACUUCAAAAGAUAUUAACGGCUGAUGAAACACUUACAGAGGUAAAAGACACAGAUGAAAUGCCCAUUGAGAAUCUUGAAGCAAUAUAUUCCAAUGAUAAUAUAGAAACAGACACAGCAGAUGAUCUCACUUGUGAGUCACAAGCAUUUUCCACUGAAAAAGCACAGGACGAAGAAACUAAUCAAAGCGUUGAGAAGCCUGUUGGUGUCACAAGCUCAGUAGCUGAAGAGUUCAAAGAAAAGAUAAAAGAAGAAAACACAAAAGCAGCAGAAAAUUGUGAUGAUGAGAUAGACACUGCACCAGUAACAUUAGUAAGAGAAGAAACAAGCUUAGAGCAAGUUCAGCUAGUUGACAAACCUUUUAGGGCCCUUGAUACCACUUCAGAAGAUAUGAGUCUAUCAAUGAGAACAAUAGAUACCAACCCAAAUGGUGAAGAAGUUAGCACUGUGGAAGUUGAAGAAACCUCUGUCCUGGUGUCUCAAAUACCAAUAAAUCAAAGUGAGAUUGCAUACAAAGAGGGUGUGAUAGCAGAAAAUCGAGAUGCAGUUGAAAUUGAAGAGACCAAAACUUCUGAUGCAGUAUCUGGGUCCAUAGAGAAGGAUGUCAAAGACACCCAUGAAUCUGAGAAAGGCCUAGCCAUGGAAAACAUCAAGGAACAGCUCAUUGAGCAAGAGAGUCACACUAAAGAAGUUCAAAGGAUAUCAACGGCAGAGGAUACAGUCAAUGAGGUAAAAGCAUCACAUCAAGGACCCAUUGAGAAUCUUGAAACAACAUAUUCCAUUGAUAAUACAGAAACAGAGAAAUCGCUUGCAUCAGACAAUCUCAAUUGUGAGUCAGAAGCAUCUUCCAAUACAAAAGCACCGAAAGGGGAUAUUAUCCAAGGCACUGAGAAGGCUGUCAACGCCACAAGCUCAAUAGCUGAAGAGUCUGAAGAGGAGAUAAAAGAAGAAAACAUUGAAGCACGAGAGACAUUGGUAAUAGAAGAAACAAGCUUAGAGGAAGUUAAGCUAGAUGACAAGUGUGUAAGGACUGCCUUCGAGACCGCUACAGAUGAUAAGAGUCUAGCAAUGAGAACAAUAGACGGUAAUCUGGAUGGCGAAGAAGUAGACAAUGUGAAGCUUGAAGAAACCUCUGGCCUGUCUCAAAUACCAACAAAUGAAUGCCAUAUUGCAGAUAAAAAGAGUAUGAAAGCAGAAGAUUCAGAUGCAGUUGAAGUUGAAGAACCAAAAACUUCUACUGCAGUAUCCGAGUCCAAGAGGGAGGAUGUCACAGAGAUCCAUGAUACUGGGAAAAGCCUUGCCAUGGAAAACAUCAAGGAACAGUUCAUCAAGGAUGAGAGUUGUACAACAGAACUUCAAAGGAUAUCCACGACAAAUGAAACCACUAAUGAGGUAAAAGACUCAGAUCAACCACCCACUGAGACACUUGAAGCAGCAUGUCCCAGUGACAAUAAAGAAGCUGAGACAUCAUCGAGUGCAAAAGAUCCCAAUUGGGAGCCAGAAGCAUAUUCCAUUACAGAAUCAUUAGCAGGAGAAAUCAAGCAAGGUGUUGAGAAUCCAGUUGACGUCACAAAGUCAGUAGCUGAAGAGCUGGAAGAAAAAAUGAAUGAACAAAACGCAGAAACAGCAGAUGAUAGUGAUGACAAGAUAAAUAUAACAGUGGCUAGGGAAGAAACAAGCUUAGUGGCUGCCCUCGAUACUGUCACAGAUGAUAAGAGUCUAGCAAUGAGAACAAUAGAUGAUAACCCACAUGGAGAAGAAGUAGACAGUGUGAAGCUUGAUGAAACCUCUGGCCCAUCUCGAAUACCAACAAAUGAAUGUCAGAUUGCAGAUGAAAAGUGUAUGAUAGCAGAAGAUUCAAAUGCAGUUGAAGGUGAAGAACCAAAAUCUUCUGCUACAGUAUAUGAGUCCAAGAAGAAGGAUGCCAGAGAGAUCCAUGAUACUGGGAAAAGCCUUGUCAUAGAAAACAUCAAAGAACAGUUCAUCGAGGACGAGAAUUGCACAACAGAACUUCAAAGGCUAUCCAAGAAAAAUGAAACCGUUAAUGAGGUGAAAGACUCAGAUCAACCACCCACUGAGACACUUGAAGCAGCAUGUCCCAGUGACAAUAAAGAAGCUGAGACAUCAUCGAGUGCAAAAGAUCCCAAUUGGGAGCCAGAAGCAUAUUCCAUUACAGAAUCAUUGGCAGGAGAAAUCAAGCAAGGUGUUGAGAAUCCCGUUGACGUCACAAAGUCAGUAGCUGAAGAGCUGGAAGAAAAAAUGAAUGAACAAAACGCAGAAACAGCAGAUGAUAGUGAUGACAAGAUAAAUAUAACAGUGGCUAGGGAAGAAACAAGCUUAGUGGCUGCCCUCGAUACUGUCACAGAUGAUAAGAGUCUAGCAAUGAGAACAAUAGAUGAUAACCCACAUGGAGAAGAAGUAGACAGUGUGAAGCUUGAAGAAACCUCUGGCCCAUCUCGAAUACCAACAAAUGAAUGUCAGAUUGCAGAUGAAAAGAGUAUGAUAGCAGAAGAUUCAAAUGCAGUUGAAGGUGAAGAACCAAAAUCUACUGCUACAGUAUCUGAGUCCAAGAAGAAGGAUGCCAGAGAGAUCCAUGAUACUGGGAAAAGCCUUGUCAUAGAAAACAUCAAAGAACAGUUCAUCGAGGAUGAGAAUUGUACAACAGAACUUCAAAGGCUAACCACAAAAAUGAAACCGUUAAUGAGGUAAAAGACUCAGAUCAACCACCCACUGAGACACUUGAAGCAGCAUGUCCCAGUGACAAUAAAGAAGCUGAGAAAUCAUCGAGUGCAAACGAUCCCAAUUGGGAGCCAGAAGCACAUUCCAUUACAGAAUCAUUGGCAGGAGAAAUCAAGCAAGGUGUUGAGAAUCCAGUUGACGCCACAAAGUCAGUAGCUGAAGAGCUGGAAGAAAAAAUGAAUGAACAAAACACAGAAACAGCAGAUGAUAGUGAU
Messenger RNA from Ilex paraguariensis (yerba mate), 7835 nucleotides. The record is from the annotation of a GenBank genome assembly. NCBI's taxonomy places the organism in Eukaryota, Viridiplantae, Streptophyta, Magnoliopsida, Aquifoliales, Aquifoliaceae.